CUGUGCUCCGCGUCUUCUCGUUCUCUGUUUUUUCUCUCUCGAGCUCUUGUUAUAUUACGCCGCUAUUACUCGUGCGAAUCGCGUGCGUUGACUCUGUCCAAGCGACGUUUCGCGCAUUGCCUGCCGAUCGCUCCGACGACGAGAUCGCACGUGUGCCUCCGGCUAAGCUACAGUGUGUGUGUGCGUGAGUGCGUGUGUACUGGCUUACGCGAGGAUCCUCGUUCGCGGCUCCGAACUCCGCGCUGUGUCACUGUGUGAAAACUGCCAAUGAAACUAUAUUUUGACCGAGUGAGUGCUGUAUACGUAGUGCUACAUCGUUCUCGACUCGCGCUCCCUUCCUGCUGGGCCGAGAGCUCGUUAUAUAGCUCUUCGAUCGACUCCUUCUUCCCAAGUUUUUUGCUGCAUUGCAGCUGAAUUUUUAUGUAACUACACACCGGCGUUCGCUGCUUUCGAGCGCACCGAGAGAGACAACAAGCGCUUCAACCAAGCAUAAAGAGUCGGCGACGGCGUAGUGGAGCAACUGCAAAAGGAGAGCAGCAGCAGCUAUGAGCGGCUUCUCGCAAAAAAGUAGCAGCGACGUCGCCGUCUUCGUCUAUGCUGAAAGAGGCAACAGCAGCAGCAGCAGCAGCAGCAGUCUUUGAGAGCAGAUCACUUAUCGACGAAGCUCGGGCAACUCUUUUCCUCUCUCGUUCGCUCACUCGCUAGCUGUUCACUCACUUUCUCUCUCUCUCCUACAAGCAAUCUUUAUCCUCUUUUGACUAGCCAUGGAUUGGCUCUUCCGCAGAAUUGCCUCUGCUUCGCUAUUACUGCUCACCCUCGUUUCUAUAGAAGAGACGUGGGCGCUGCGCAUGAUGGAGCUGGUGAUACCGCCGCACGCGAUAAGGGGCCAGAACGUGAGGCUCGAUUGCAACUUCAACCUGGACAAUGUGAACCUCUACUCGGUCAAGUGGUACAAGGACGGCAACGAGUUCUACCGAUAUCUGCCGGGCGAACAGCCGCCCGUGCAAGUUUUCACGCUGCCCGGCGUCACCGUCGACAUUCACAAUUCAACGGAGCGAUCGGUGGUCUUGCAGUCGGUCAAUCUCAUGAGCUCCGGCCGCUACAGAUGCGAGGUGUCCGGCGAGGCACCCGCUUUCCAAACAGUCUCUGAGCACUCGGACAUGCAAGUUGUCGCGGUGCCCGAGGAAGGUCCCAAGAUCACCGGCCGAACGAAUCGAUAUCGUUAUCAAGUUUCGGACGUCGUUAGAUUCAACUGCACUUCGUCCAAAUCCAAGCCGGUCGCAACUCUCAGCUGGUUCAUCAACGGAGACCCGGUGGAUCAGCAACUUCUGCGAGGCCCUUACCUGGAGGAACAGGACCGAGACGGGCUUCAGAACGUGACACUGGGUCUGGAGUUUCGAAUAAAGCAGAAGCAUUUCAAGCGCGGGGAUAUGAAGAUUAAGUGCCUGGCGAACAUAGCCACGGUUUACUGGAAGAGCAACGAGCUCAGCAUCGAGGGUUAUCGGCCGGAGCAGAACAAAGUACCGGUCAUGGAGAGCCGAGAGACUCGGCCCCAGGGUCACACGCACGCCGAGCACAUACUUGUCCGUCUCUUUUCGGACUUAUUUUCUGUUGCAGCGAGUGCCAAUGCCGCUCAGUCGAGGCUCCAUUGCGGCCUGCCGAUGCUCCUCGUCGUCGUGGCUCCUCUUCUGCGGCUCCUGCUCUGAAGAGGCCUCCGCUCCGCUUCGUCCGAUCGAAGCGAUCGAGCCUAGAUUUAUGGCGUUGACAGAGACAAAGCUCUCGAGGUGAGCGCCAAUGGAUCGAUCGUUCAGCCGAUGCUCUCUUCUGUAAAUAUCGGGAUACCGAGCGACGCGGAUUAUCCAAAGAGCGGCAUCAACUAACGAUCACAUGGCCAGAAUAUUAUAUUCGUACGAAGCAUUAUUAUAUACGUAUAUAAGUAUUGUAUUAAAUAACAUGCGAUAAAACGUGGCUAUUUAUAUUUUUAUAAAUCUAUGUGUAGUGGGUUGUGCAGCAAAAGUGUAAUAAUAAUUGUAAGAAUUAACGUGUCAGUGUGAUUCUUUGCGAUUAUCUAAUAUACGGACCAGAUAAGCAGUGACUUACUCGCCGCAUUUGAGUGAAAGCCAUGCGAUAAUUUGGCAAACAUAUAAACGUGAAAAACUUGACAUUGAAAAUAUUUCUGAAAAUAUAGUGCAGCUGUAGUAACGUCGUGAGAGAACGAGAGAAAGAAAGCGUAUAAAACAGAGUCUGUACCAGGCGAUAUUUUAACAUUAUCGUUUCGUUGAAUCCAUGUGUAUGUAUGUAUGUAUGUAUGUAUGUGUGUAUAUAUAAACGGUUUAGGAGCUUCGGAAUGACUUUUAAAUCAACUAUAUUAUGCAGUCACGCGCGCCAUCAUUAAUAUAUCGGAGUAGUUGGAGCCAUUCUUCUCGAAAAUUAUAACUGUAUAUUUAAUUUGUCAAAGUCGCGCGCGCGAGACAUCUUUCAUUCAAAUUUAGUAGGGAAGAAUCGUUGCCGCAAUAAAAUCACUUGAGAGUGUAGGUAUUUUUAGGUAUUUUUGAAAACUGGUAAAGCUCGAGCUCGAGGAGAGAGAGAAAGCGCAGCAUAAAGACGAAUAUAGAGCGAAUUUAUCGAAUUUCACGUUAAAUUAAAUCUGUCAAGGAAGUCGGGUUUCGAUGGAAGUGGCAUUUCAUGUACGGUACAGGCACAUUUGCUUAUGUACUUAAUACGUAUUAUAAAGGGCCAAAUUAAAGUGUGACUUUUGUGCGUCGAAAAAUAAUUGUUUAUGAAAGACGAAAAAAAUCAAUGGUGUGAUCGUAGUGUGCUAAAUGAGCAUGUAAAAAUGAUGAAUUUACCUUGUUUUUCAUGCAUAGCCGAGCGUCAUGCACGCGGCAAUGAUACUGUUUAUCUUCCAUGUAUGAGCGUGUGACAGCCCAGAGAGACUCUCGAGUAAUUUAAUUAAGGUUAAAGACAGCAAAAUUUUCAAGAAUUUCCCGGCAUAAUCUAGAGAAAUUCGCUCUUAUACGCGUCUUGGAGCUUGCGCCAAAGUCACAGGUCUCGUUUUCCGUAUUAUAAGUAUAGUAGACGCAAUUAACUUUAAGUCAACCGUGUGAGAAAGAGAGAGAGAGAAAGAGAGAGCUUGAUAGCUAGGAUAAUGCAGAGGAGAGACUAGAGAAUAUUUAGGCGAACAUUUAUGCGAUUUCAUUAAAUUUAAACGCGUGACAUUUCGGCGAACAUUUUACAGCGCGCGACUCGUCAGAGUCUAACUCGAAUUUUUAUUAUUCUUCAUGAUUGUAAUUAAUCGGUGCACUUGUAUGAUAAUUUAGUUUUGAGCAUGUAGUAUGCAGAUUUUUUUCGUAAAAUGAAAAGAGAAUCUACGUAAAUUAUUUUGUCACGACGAACUUUAUAUUUUUUCUAAUUUUGCUUCACUUGUCGUUCAAAAUUUUUUAUAAAAAUUAUACGAGUGCUUAGGGCGUACCAACUGUAUGACUCAAAAUUAUCUAAAACGCGAGAGUACAAAUUCAAUAUUUUUUCUCAUUUGAGAAAACAUCAUUGACUCAUUGGAUACAUACAAUAGAUCUGAAACGUUGUAUCAUACAAUUUGAACGUGUAAAUACAUAAUCAUAUUAAUUUUGGAAGAUGAAAACUUUAACUUAUUACAUUAGAUAUAGGCACCUUUCAUCGUUUGCAAAAAUCUUUUAAAGAAUAAUAAUAUAUUACUCACGAUUCAAGUGUGUUGAAAAAAUAAUAUUAAUAUUUGACGUUGUAUAAGCAUUUUAAAAUUAAAUCGUUCAACUACCAAACUAUAGCCACGACAAUUUUGUCCUUUACAAACUACGAGAUUUUACCAUAUUUUGGAUUUCUAAAGAAUAUUUAUAGAAAAGAGUCGAUAUUGUGUACGACAGAAAAAACUCAAUUAUUGAGAUUAAAUAAUAUAUUUGUAAAGAUGUUACGAUCGUUGACAGAAUCUUACAUUUUAAAAAUGUUCAAUAUAUAAAUAGAAUAAGUGAAGGGUACCUGUAUCAUAACAAAAGAUCUAAGAAAAACUUUAAAUCAUAAUUCAUGUAAUGGUGUAGGUCUAUUUCAUCAUGCAUAUUACGAGAGGAUAAUUAAAUUUUUCAUAUCUAGUAAAAAAAGGUGUAUGAAUCGUCUUAUACAAAUAUUAGAUACAUGAUUUUCUUUUAAAUAAAUGUGUUAUGCAUCAGACAUUAUGUUGAUGUAAAGUAUUAUCAAACAACAGUAGUACUGCGUUUAAAAUCUUAACCAAUCGCGUGAUUCCAAACUUUUGUGAAAAUCAUACUUAAUUUAUGAAAACUCAUUUCAUAAGGUUUUUAUUACAUACUGUAUAUUUUGAAUGAUAAUUUAAAUGACUAAAAUAGCAUAGAAUAUUAACUUAUAAUCCAAGUAAAUUAUUAUGAGAGGCUGCGUGCAAAUGAUUUCUACUAAGAAAUAUAUUUUUCUAACAAAUAUUCUUCCAUUAACAUUCAAAACCCAAAUGAAUUAACGAAUUUACAUAUGUAAUAGAAGUUAUCCAUUGUCAAUCUUGUAUGAAUAAUUUUUCAAACCCUGCCUACAGCAGCCUCUUGUUUUUCACUACAUACUUUAUGCACGAUAAUUUGUAACUCACACAUACACACACAUAUACAUUUAUUGUUCAGUGCUGAGAGAAGAUAUAUAAAUUUCUUAAUUGCGUAUACACUAUCACCUUCACCAAAUAUAUUAAUAAGAAAGUACGCCUCUAAUCUAGUCUAUGCGAGCAAAGAAAAUAUAUGAAAUCACAGAAAAUCUAUAAUUUAUCAAGUGUUCCACUUCAUACGCUAAAUUCAAACAUUCCUAGUUGUUAAUCUGUGUGCGAUGUAUGAGAUUUAAAAGUAUGGAAUGUAUUAUUUUCA
This is a messenger RNA of Trichogramma pretiosum, 4886 nucleotides long. RefSeq lists its product as uncharacterized. Bases 765 to 1706 code for a protein of 313 amino acids. The transcript has 7 exons. NCBI's taxonomy places the organism in Eukaryota, Metazoa, Arthropoda, Insecta, Hymenoptera, Trichogrammatidae. The record is from RefSeq and is a predicted model, not a curated record.